Closterium sp. Naga37s-1 is the source of this 543-nucleotide messenger RNA. NCBI's taxonomy places the organism in Eukaryota, Viridiplantae, Streptophyta, Zygnematophyceae, Desmidiales, Closteriaceae. The record is from the annotation of a GenBank genome assembly.
AUGGGCACGGAAGUACUCGUCUCGCGCUCGCCCACGCUCCUCCGCUUCACCAUCCCUCCUCAGCGCCUCUCCCUUGCAACCCUUUUCGGAAUCGUCUUCACGCUGUUCUUGAUGGCGGGUGUCGCCUACUUGUCAGCCGCAGUAGUAUCCUAUAGACUUCCCCCCCUCGACCUUUACUACACCAUUCCCAUCUGGGUCCUGCUUAUCUGGCUGCUCGCCCUCUUGCUACUGCUGCUCAUCAUGGACGAAACGGUGACCGUUGACUCUGCCACGUGUCAGCUGACCAUUCGUCGAACGGUGAUGGGGCUGACUUUGCCUUGUGGCGUGUCCACGGCUCGCACUGAUCGCAUCAGUGGCUCUGGCGUCAACUUCACCGUGGACCAUUACGAGGGCCAAUACCACUACCGCUCUCAACCAACCACGUUCUGCCAGCUCACCAUGGCGGGCGGCAGGACUCUCUCCUUCGGCUAUCACUUGUCACCACCAGAGCAGCGCUGGCUCUCCCUCCACAUCGCAUCCUUUCUGCAAGUGCCCUGGUUUUAA